Molecule: messenger RNA, 4134 nt
Organism: Schistosoma spindalis
Lineage: Eukaryota; Metazoa; Platyhelminthes; Trematoda; Strigeidida; Schistosomatidae
Source: the annotation of a GenBank genome assembly
AUUGCAGAAGCGCGCAAAAUACGCUUGAUACGUCGGGCGCAAAUUUGAUUAUUAAAUUUCAAAGAUGUCAUCUACGCCUAUUUGUGAUCGUGUUAAUACAUAUGCUAAUAAAAGCAGAGUUAUACCUGGUUAUGAGGGGAUACCAUACAAUUUAUGUGUUAACGUUAUCGGUUGGGUGGUCUUAAUGUCCGGAUUUACACUAUUAAGAAAACUUGCAUGGGACUAUGGGCGUAUGGCUACAUUUCAACCUAGGAAAAAUAGGUGGACUCUAUUUUCAGAAAUAAACGAUGAAAAUGUCAGUACUGACAAUGCUUCCAUUGAUAGUGUAGAACAAAAUCUAUCUACUAAUGAUCCUGGCUAUUUUUCAUGGAUUGUUAGUUAUUUCAAGUUAACAUCAGCAGAUUUACAAUUAAAAGCAGGAAAUGAUGCUGUUCAAUAUCUUAGAUUUCAUUUCUAUUUAAUUAUUUAUACAGCUAUCACUACAGUUUUCUGUUUGGUUGUUAUACUUCCAGUAAAUAUACAUGGUACACUAAAAUCUCCUGACUUACAAAAAUUCGGUGUUACGACCAUAUCAAAUAUAUCGUCUAAUUCAUCUAGUCUAUGGGUGCAUACAAUAUUUGGCAUUGGAUUUUUUCUAUUGGCAUUUUUUCUAAUGCAACAUUUCUCGAGGCAAUUUCGUCGAGAGUCGACUCGAACACCGAAUUUUUCAGAAAAAACAUUGAUGAUUUCUGGGAUAUCACGUACGAAUUGUUCACGAGCACUCAUUUUAAGGCAUUUUGCAGAACUUUAUCCUGAAUGUCCUGUUGAAGAUGUACAAAUUUGUUAUGAUACUCGAAAACUGAUAAAACUUGAAAAUCAGAAAGAUACUGUAAGAGCUGCUCUACGUUACUCUGAAGAAAGUUGUGAACGUAAACGUAAACGUCCAUUUAUUAUACCAUGUUGUUGUGGUUGGAUGUAUAAAAAAUGUUAUGAAAAUAAUUGUUGUCGUAGUUGUUGUUGGAAUACUAAUAAUCAAAUAAAUUCUUCACCAAAUUAUAUUUCCAAUAAUAGUGAUAAUCAUAUAAAUAAUAUUGAUACUAUGCCAACAUCUGAAACUGUUAACAAUGAAUUAUCUUCAUCAUCUUCCUCUUCUCCUUCUUCACCUAAAAUAAAUUAUAAAAAAUGUAAACUAUGCCUUUGUUGUUCAUGUCCACCACCUACUGAUGCAAUUAAUUAUUAUACAAAUAAAAAAAUGUAUUUACAAAAAGAAAUUGAAAAACAAUAUGAAACAACAAUUAAAAAACCAAUUGGUAUUGCAUUUAUAACCUUCUCAACCAAAUAUGCUGCAGCUUAUGUAUGUAAGGAAUAUCGCAACACUUGUCGACGUUUAAUUAUGUCUAUAAUGUCUAGAACUAGUACUAGUUCAGUGUUGAAGAGUCAUAUGUGGUCUGUUGAUUUUGCACCUGUUCCAAGUAAUAUUAUUUGGGCAAAUCUAGCAGCUACGAGAACUGUAUGGUGGUGUCGAGCAAUUUUUAUUAACUUGUGUGUUUUCUUCGUGGUGUUUUUUCUUACUACUCCUACAUAUGUAUUGAAUUUAGUUAAUACAUUGCAUUUAACUGAACGUCUACAAAUUAAUAAUCCACUAUUGAUUCAAUUUUUCCCAUCUAUUAUUCUUUGGUCAGUGUCUGCUUUAUUACCUUACAUUGUAUUCAAUUCAGAUCGACUUGUUGGUCAUUGGACUAAAUCUGUUCUACAUUUAACUGUAAUGAUUAAAACAUACACUCUAUUAAUUCUAAUGAUUUUAGUACUUCCAUCACUUGGCCUUACAUCAAUACCUGCUCUACUUCAGUGGCUUUUCCCGGAAAUGCAUAUCAUACCACUUGUCCCAGCACAUAAUGGUUCAAAAAUUAUUAAUAUUUCAAGCAUCGAUAAUACUACUAGUAUUAAUAAUAAUAAUGCUACUAAUAAUAAUUCAAGUACAUUUACAUCAUCUUCAUCGAGUCCAUUUAUUCCAAUAGGACCACAGUCAUUUCAGUGGGAAUGUGUUUUUAUGCCAGAUAAUGGUGCUUUCUUUGUCAAUUAUGUAAUUACUGCAGCAUUUAUUGGAACAUCAUUAGAACUUGUUCGAUUUUCUGAAUUAUUUAUUUAUGCUUGCCGUCUUAUGUGUGUUAAAUCACAAGCUGAAAAAGCUGGUGUACGAAAGGCUAGUCAAUUUGAAUUUGAGUUUGGACUGUUUUAUGCAUGGAGUUUAUGCGUUUUCGCUGUUGUCUCUGCAUAUAGUAUUGUAUGUCCAUUGAUUACACCAUUUGGUCUUAUCUAUCUAAUAUUUAAAUAUUUCGUAGAACGUUAUAAUCUCUACUAUGCCUAUUUGCCUAGCCGUAUUGAUUCACACAUUCAUUGGCUUGCAAUCAGUUGUAUGUUAGCUUCUGUGUUUUUAUUACAAUUAAAUAUAUUCAUGUUUAUUGUUUUACGUGCCAAUACUGUUAGUCAUGCUUUAGUAAUUUGUUCAUUAUUGGGUUUAAUAUUCUCUGCAAUAUUAAUGAUUUUCACGAUUGUUACUGGGUGGAUAAUGGCUGGUAGUAGUUCAGCACGUAAACUUCUAUUUAGAAAUGCACAUUUAGUCUCUACCACUGAAGAUGAAUUCGUUGAUCAGCAUAGUCAGUAUAAUAGUUCAAUCAGUGUUCAACGUGGAGGAUCACAUUUGAACGAAAUAACCAAUGCACUUGGUGAUCGAAAACCAGCAGUCGAUGCUACUUUUCCUAUGCAUAGAAAUAACAGUGAUCCGAAUCAAUUUGCUCAACCAUUAACAAUAGAUAAAUCACAACCUAAAAAUUUGAUCCGUUCUGUUCCUCCAUCACCAUUAAUAUUACCUCCAUCACCUCCUGUUACUCCUCCUACAUGUUCUUUACAAGUAUUUAAUAGAAAUGAUAUAAUUAGACAUUCAUAUCCGGUAAGAAUUGAUACUAAUGACCAAUUUGUUGCACCAGUUUUAUUACAUUUACAAAAAAGGCAUAGUGUAGCUAAUUAUAUGAGUACACAAUCUAUAAUUAGUUCAUUAUCCGAGAAUAAUUCUAAUAAUCAUUCACAAUCAGAAGAUCAUAAUAAUUAAAUGAAAUAUAUAUGUAUUCAGUUAUUUUCUACUAUUACUUUUAUAACAACGAAAAUAAUCAUAAAAAAUCGAUUUCAAUUAUCACUAGAGGUUAUAUAUAUAUAUCUUUGUUUAUUUAUAAAUCAUCUUUUAUGUUCUUCUUCUUCUUCUUCCUUUUUUUUGUUGUUCAUUUGUCAUCUUUAAAUCACUUUCUUCAGUAAUUGUUGAUUCAUUCAUUUUCAUGUCAUAAACAUUAUCAUGAUCGUUGUCAUUAUCAUCGUUUGCUUUUUUCAGUUUAGAUUUCUAGAUUUUUCUAUUUACUUUUUCAUUUGUUAUUAUUUAUGUAAGUUGUUUCUUUUUUUUCGUAAUUAUAGUUUAUUCAUAUGAUUUUUCUUUCAUUUGUGCUUAUCUAUAAUAAUUGAAUAAAAUGAUUUACUUUAUAAUUGAUUAUAUAUAACAAGACAAUGUUUAUUUCUGUGAGUUGAAUACCUUAUAGUACUCAUUUACUUACUUACUUACUUACUUACUUACUUACUUACUUACUUACUUACUUACUUACUUACUUACUUACUUACUUACUUGCAUACUCACUUACUUACUUACUUACUUACAUACUUAAUUACUUCACUUACUUACUUACAUACUUAAUUACUUUACUUACUUACUUUAAGCAUAAUUAUUAACUCUCUUCCGUUUUUUCUUUCUUUCAAUGACCGUUGUAUAUAUUGAUUGUGACAAUAAUGAUAAUGGUCAAAUGAAUGUACUUAUCAUAAUUAGGGAGAAAAAAAAGAAAAUUCUGAAAUUAUAUCUGCAUUUUUCGCUUUUGUCUAACUUUUGCACUCUAUCUAUCUAUCUAUCCUGUUUACAAUUCGAGACUAGCUUACUUGUUGCUAUUUUGUAUAUGUUGACGUGGUGAUAUCAUUUAUUGUUUGUUUAAGGCUUAACUACGAUAAUCAUAAUAUUCCAAAGACAAAUUGAUGAUUUCAUUUCGUUUUCUUAAAGUUGACAUUGUUUUUUUCCUCUAAAAAAACAUAUGAAGAAUAAAGUUGUUCCGUUUGGUUUUUUCU